AUGGAAGAACAGCAGCCGGAACCUAAAAGUCAGCGCGACUCGGGCCUCGGCGCGGCGGCGGUGGCGGCGGCCACGGGCAGCCUGAGCCUGAGCCUGAGCCCCGGCGCCAGCGGCAGCAGCGGCAGCGAUGGAGACAGCGUGCCCGUGUCCCCGCAGCCCGCGCCCCCCUCGCCGCCCGCGGCGCCCUGCCUGCCGCCCCUGGCCCACCACCCCCCCCCCCCCCCCCCCCCCCCCCCGCCCCCGCCGCCGCCGCCGCCGCAGCAUCUCGCGGCGCCUGCUCACCAGCCGCAGCCCGCGGCCCAGCUGCACCGCACCACCAACUUUUUCAUCGACAACAUCCUGAGGCCGGACUUCGGCUGCAAAAAGGAGCAGCCGCCGCCGCAGCUCCUGGUGGCGGCGGCGGCCGGAGGAGGCGCAGGAGGAGGCCGGGUCGAGCGUGACAGAGGCCAGACCGGCGCAGGUAGAGACCCUGUCCACCCGCUGGGCACGCGGGCGCCGGGCGCCGCCUCGCUCCUAUGCGCCCCGGACGUGAACUGUGGCCCACCCGACGGCUCUCCGCCAGCCGCCGGCGGCGGCGCGGGUGCGUCUAAAGCCGGGAACCCGGCGGCGGCGGCGGCGGCCGCGGCGGCCGUGGCGGCGGCGGCGGCGGCGGCGGCGGCGGCGGCGGCCAAGCCUUCGGACAGCGGCGGCGGCAGUGGAGGCGGCGUGGGGAGCCCUAGUGCGCAGGGUGCCAAGUACCCGGAGCAUGGCAACCCCGCCAUCCUGCUUAUGGGCUCAGCCAACGGCGGGCCCGUGGUCAAAACUGACUCGCAGCAGCCCCUCGUAUGGCCCGCCUGGGUGUACUGCACGCGCUACUCGGAUCGCCCGUCCUCUGGUCCGCGCACCAGGAAGCUGAAGAAGAAGAAGAGCGAGAAGGAGGACAAGCGGCCGCGGACGGCGUUCACGGCCGAGCAGCUGCAGAGACUCAAGGCGGAGUUCCAGGCGAACCGCUACAUCACGGAGCAGCGGCGGCAGACCCUGGCCCAGGAGCUCAGCCUCAACGAGUCCCAGAUCAAGAUCUGGUUCCAGAACAAGCGCGCCAAGAUCAAGAAAGCCACGGGCAUCAAGAACGGCCUGGCGCUGCACCUCAUGGCGCAGGGACUGUACAACCACUCCACCACCACGGUCCAGGACAAAGACGAGAGCGAGUAG
Odobenus rosmarus divergens (Pacific walrus) is the source of this 1191-nucleotide messenger RNA. RefSeq names its product engrailed homeobox 1 (gene EN1). Gene Ontology annotation, biological process: regulation of transcription by RNA polymerase II; neuron differentiation; multicellular organism development. Gene Ontology annotation, cellular component: nucleus. Gene Ontology annotation, molecular function: RNA polymerase II cis-regulatory region sequence-specific DNA binding; DNA-binding transcription factor activity, RNA polymerase II-specific. The record is from RefSeq and is a predicted model, not a curated record. NCBI's taxonomy places the organism in Eukaryota, Metazoa, Chordata, Mammalia, Carnivora, Odobenidae.